CUCGGGAGGAGAGAGUCAUUCGUUUGGGAUUGUGGGAGAGAGAGAAUGAAAUAAGACGCGGAGAAGAAGAAAAGGGAGGAAGAGGGAGCGAAGCAGAAAAGGACACCUCAUCAGGCGUGUAGUCUGAAAGCUCGCCUCCCCCCUCCCCUCUGCGAUGUUACAAAGGCUGUGAGCAGCUCGCCUUUUCCCAUUCGCCUGCUGUUACUUCCUUCCUGGACGCUUUCAGGACGAGUUCGGUUACUUUUAAUCCGACCAGCAACAGCUCAGCCACUUUCUCCUCCUCCACGCUGUACACACGCACAUACACACACACCCCAGACGUCUUCUGGCUGCUUAUUGGAUUGACUUUGACGGUUGUGUGUGUGAUUCAAGGAGGCUGCACGUUGAACCAGGUGGUGAAUAUUUAAGGCUGGAAGAAGUAAAGGGAUUUUUUCUUUUUCCUAUGAAAGGAAAAUAUCUCAAGGACUAGUCUGAUCAUCCAAACAGCUAAAUGUUUAUAAUCAGGAACAGAUGCAGGGGACUGUGAACUGAGUAGUGCAAGUGCUGAAGAAGGAGGUUUGUUUUGAGGAAACGGGAAAGAGGAAGAAAAGAGAAGGGGAAAAUACGUAAUCGUAAGGAAGAAGGAGAGAAAAAAAACGGGGACUAUGGGGAGAAAAAAGAUUCAGAUUACAAGGAUUAUGGAUGAACGUAACAGACAGGUGACAUUUACUAAGAGGAAAUUUGGGUUAAUGAAGAAGGCUUAUGAGCUGAGUGUUUUGUGUGAUUGUGAGAUUGCUCUGAUCAUCUUCAACAGCACCAACAAACUGUUCCAGUAUGCCAGCACUGACAUGGACAAAGUGUUGCUGAAAUAUACUGAAUACAAUGAGCCUCACGAAAGUCGAACAAAUUCAGAUAUUGUUGAGACUUUGAGAAAGAAAGGACUUAAUGGCUGUGACAGCCCAGACCCUGAUGCAGAUGAUUCAGUAGGUCACAGCCCUGAGUCUGAGGACAAGUACAGAAAAAUUAAUGAAGAUAUUGAUCUAAUGAUCAGCAGACAGAGAUUAUGUGCAUUGAACAAGAAAGAAAACAAAGGUUGUGAAAGCCCCGAUCCUGACUCCUCUUACGCUCUCACCCCACGCACUGAAGAAAAAUACAAAAAAAUUAAUGAAGAAUUUGAUAAUAUGAUCAAGAGCCAUAAAAUACCUGCUGUUCCACCACCAAACUUUGAGAUGCCAGUUUCUAUCCCAGUGUCCAACCACAACAGCUUGGUAUACAGUAACCCAGUCAGUUCGCUGGGAAACCCCAACCUUUUGCCACUGGCUCAUCCUUCUUUGCAAAGAAAUAGCAUGUCUCCAGGUGUGACACAUCGGCCUCCGAGUGCAGGUAACACAGGUGGCCUGAUGGGUGGAGACCUCACAACCGGUGCAGGCACCAGUGCAGGGAAUGGAUAUGGCAACCCCCGCAACUCACCAGGUCUGCUGGUCUCACCUGGCAACUUGAACAAGAAUAUGCAAGCAAAAUCUCCGCCUCCAAUGAAUUUGGGAAUGAACAACCGUAAACCAGAUCUCCGUGUGCUUAUUCCACCUGGCAGCAAGAAUACAAUGCCAUCAGUGUCUGAGGAUGUUGACCUGCUCCUGAAUCAAAGGAUAAAUAACUCCCAGUCUGCUCAGUCAUUGGCUACUCCAGUGGUUUCCGUAGCAACUCCUACUCUACCAGGGCAAGGGAUGGGAGGAUACCCAUCAGCCAUCUCAACAACAUAUGGUACUGAAUAUUCUCUGAGCAGUGCAGAUAUAUCAUCUCUCUCUGGGUUUAAUACAGCCAGUGCUCUUCAUCUUGGCUCUGUGACUGGCUGGCAACAGCAACACCUACAUAACAUGCCACCAUCUGCCCUCAGUCAAUUGGGAGCUUGCACUAGCACUCAUUUAUCUCAGAGUACAAAUCUCUCCCUGCCUUCUACUCAAAGCCUCAACAUCAAGUCAGAACCUGUUUCUCCUCCUAGAGACCGUACCACCACACCCUCGAGAUACCCACAGCACACGCGCCAUGAGGCUGGGAGAUCUCCCGUUGACAGUUUGAGCAGCUGUAGCAGUUCCUAUGAUGGAAGUGACCGAGAAGAUCACCGGAAUGAAUUCCACUCCCCCAUUGGACUCACCAGACCUUCGCCGGACGAAAGGGAAAGCCCCUCUGUCAAGCGCAUGCGGCUCUCUGAAGGAUGGGCGACAUGAUAACAUUAUUACCUAUUAGGUUGUUUUUUCUUUUCCUUGCAGUGUGUGUGUG
This is a messenger RNA of Neopsephotus bourkii (Bourke's parrot), 2256 nucleotides long. It is a transcript of the gene MEF2C, whose product is annotated as myocyte enhancer factor 2C. Bases 645 to 2204 code for a protein of 519 amino acids. The record is from RefSeq and is a predicted model, not a curated record. The transcript is spliced from 12 exons. Gene Ontology annotation, biological process: heart development; cell differentiation; positive regulation of transcription by RNA polymerase II. NCBI's taxonomy places the organism in Eukaryota, Metazoa, Chordata, Aves, Psittaciformes, Psittacidae. Gene Ontology annotation, molecular function: histone deacetylase binding; protein dimerization activity; RNA polymerase II cis-regulatory region sequence-specific DNA binding.